AUGGAGAAAGAAUUGCUCAAUAUCUGCUGGGCGCUCUUUCAAUCUUCUUUGAAGAUCAGUCAUGCGGUCUGCGUUGGCAAGUCCCUCGAAGAGAGACCUGACCACGAGAUAUACCCAGGGGAACACGCCAAAAGUUUUGUCAACUAUGUCACAAACAAGUCGAGGGGCACGUUCCAGUUCCAUAGACAGCAGGCGCGAAAAUUGCAGAUGAUUAUAAAGGUGUCGUGUGCAAAUAUUUCUAUAUCACCACGGGUUAAGUCUUGCAACGAUCGUUUCGGAAAGUCCUCGAAAGCAUCUUGGAAGAUCAGUCAUGGACGGCCGGAGGCGAUGAUCUUGAUGUUUCAGCACAUCAAUCAAAACCCGGUGGUCACUGUCAAACUCGUCAAGCCCAUCAAUGAGGAAGCAGAACUUCGUCUUGGACUCGGUCUUCUCCAGUUGCUUAAAUGCAUCCAUGGCUGA
Messenger RNA from Monascus purpureus, 459 nucleotides. NCBI's taxonomy places the organism in Eukaryota, Fungi, Ascomycota, Eurotiomycetes, Eurotiales, Aspergillaceae. The record is from the annotation of a GenBank genome assembly.